Molecule: messenger RNA, 561 nt
Organism: Emericellopsis cladophorae
Lineage: Eukaryota; Fungi; Ascomycota; Sordariomycetes; Hypocreales; Bionectriaceae
Exons: 2
Source: RefSeq, a predicted model, not a curated record
AUGCGUUUUCCCCUUCACGCCUUGGCCUUGUUUGCCGGAGCCUUCCAUCUCUCGGCGGCUAUUGUUAUCUCUGUUCCCAAGUACCUCGACAAGUGCAUUGAUCUCCCUCGUUCCACGGACGACCUUAUCCAAGAGCUCGGCGUCGAUGGCUUUGCGGAUAGCGCGUUUAUGGCUGAGCACUGCGAAACUUUCAACGCGGAUCACUUCGACUCCAUUAACGCCACUCCAGACGCCAUUGCCGCUUUUGUCGAUCUACACAAGGUGAAUCCCAAGGGCGAGUACUACGACACAAUGAACUCGGUCUACCGCCAACUCUUCAUGGAGCUGAGGAAGCCGCUGCCGAAUCAGGAUCUGACCUUGGUCAGCCAGAAGUGGCAGGAAGUGGGAUCACUACGAGAUGAGGAAGUUGACCAAGUGCAGAUCCUGCUGGAUGAGGUUUCUGCGAUGAAGAAGACCUGGCUGGACUUCCAGGACGAUGUGUCGGGAGACGCAAGCGAAUUGUAUGCAGCAGUCACCACGCUCGAGAACUCAAAGAACAACGGCGCGGGCUGGGUGACGCCU